UCGUUUCCCGCGCGACCGGUCUACAUGUGUGGCUGUGUGUUGAUUGAGUGCGACCGGCGCGAGGCGGUGCACUUUAAUCUUUUAAUUAUUUAUUGAGUCUCUUUUUCAACUUAAUCGCGUCGAAUGUACGGAUUCUCGUCCGAUCACCGCAAUUGUUAAAUGACAUCGGGCACGACGGUGUCGCUGCUCUGACGACCACGCGGAUCUUUCGAAUCGCCACCGAUCGCCACGUGGUCGCGAUCGAGAAGAGGGUUAGGAGAGAGAAGACAGGGGACCGCGUUGCACACGGAUAAAAUAUCAGAGCACAGGGAAAAUGAAGCGAAAGGACUCGGACCCGCAGGUGAAAGCGCGAAAGCGAAAACGAACGUGCUCCGAGACGGAGGCGACGGGGUCGCCUAAGGAGCCUUUCAACCUGAAGGAGCUGUCGAAGAGGCAAAUUCUCGAAUGCAUUUCCGCGAUUUUCCACCUGACUCAGGAGCAGUUGAAGGAGACGAACAGCCUCCUCGCCGAGGAGGCUCAGCCGUUGUUCAUGCAGGUGACGAGCGUCCGAGUCCCGGAGAUGCCUCGCCGACAGAUGAGGAUACUGUUGCCGUAUUCGAUAGCGGCGCCAGACGACGAAGUAGCCUUAUUUGUUUGCGACUUGGAGAGAGGAAGAAGAAAGGAUUAUGAGCCAACGGUGGAACACUAUAAAAACUUAUUGGACAAGCACGGGUGCACUCGCGUGAAUGAGAUAAUACCUAUGAAUCGCGUGAAAACCGAAUUCGAUCAGUUCGAAUUGAAGAAGAAGCUCCUAGGCAGUUACGAUCACUUCCUUGUCGAUGGUCGCAUCGCCGGCCAUAUGUCUCACCUGCUGGGAAAACUCUUCUACAAACGAAGAAAGCUGCCGACUUCGAUCAGAAUGGAAGGCAAAGACUUGAAGCACGAGAUCGAUUAUGCACUGAGAAAAACCAGUAUGGAGCUUCAUUCUCACGGCGACACUCAUGUUAUGCAAAUAGGGAACACGUCCAUGAAGCAGAAGAGAGUCCUGAAAAACAUACUGGCCGCCUGCGAGGAACUGUCCAAAAACUAUCCCGGCGGUUGGGCGAACGUACGGGCUCUUCGAUUGAAGGGCGCAACCACUUUAUCGUUGCCCUUUUACGUGACGUUAAAGAAUAAAAACACGGUUAAUCCACGUGCGAUUGCGGUACAGCCGAAGAGACCGAAAGCUUAUCGCGAUGUGGAAGGAGAGCUUUCGACGUUCGUGGGUAAUACCACAGUCACGGUUAAACCUGAGGGCACAGUUAUACUGAACAAGCAUAAGAAGAAAAAUACAAAGGAAGAAAAAUCUGAGAAAAACACAGAAGGCACAGUUAUCCCGAGCAAACGUAAGAAGGAAAACGCAAAGGAAGAAAAGUCUAAGAAAAACACAAAGGAGGAAAAAUCUGUGAAAGACACUGAAGGCACAGUUGUGAACAACCUGAACAAACGUAAGAAGGAAAAUGCAAAGGAAGAAAAAUCUGUGAAAGAUCGGAGAGACACAGAAGGCAUAGUUAUCCCGAAGGAAAACGCAAAGGAAGAAAAAUCUAAGAAAAGCACAAAAGAGAAAAAAUGUAAGAAAAACGCAAAGGCGAAAGCUGAGAAUUGAGACAAAAUGGAAAUUUUGUUGUAAUUUGUAACUUGUAAUUUGUUACUUUAUCAUGUGAAAUAUUGUUGAAAAUAAUCACAGAAACUUUCUAAACAUAUAAUAUCAUGUAUGUUAUCUAAGUUUAAUAUUAAUUAUUUAACAUUAAAUAUCACAUUUAUGUCAUAUGCCUUGUUGUUCGGUCAUUGUAUCUUAUUAAUUAUUAAUAGAUAUUAGAUAAACAUGUAA
Molecule: messenger RNA, 1849 nt
Organism: Wasmannia auropunctata (little fire ant)
Lineage: Eukaryota; Metazoa; Arthropoda; Insecta; Hymenoptera; Formicidae
Product: ribosomal L1 domain-containing protein 1
Exons: 3
Coding region: 314-1624 (436 amino acids)
Source: RefSeq, a predicted model, not a curated record